Messenger RNA from Ornithorhynchus anatinus (platypus), 1863 nucleotides. Its product is annotated as galactoside alpha-(1,2)-fucosyltransferase 2. NCBI's taxonomy places the organism in Eukaryota, Metazoa, Chordata, Mammalia, Monotremata, Ornithorhynchidae. Gene Ontology annotation, cellular component: membrane. Gene Ontology annotation, biological process: carbohydrate metabolic process. The transcript has 2 exons. Bases 652 to 1749 code for a protein of 365 amino acids. Gene Ontology annotation, molecular function: galactoside 2-alpha-L-fucosyltransferase activity. The record is from RefSeq and is a predicted model, not a curated record.
GUUGAGGGAGUGAAGAAGAGCUGGCGGAGAGACCGUAGCUCCGGUGACCUUCACCCUCCUGGACAGAGGCUCCUUCCAGGGGCUGGGUGGUGGAGGACGGGGGGGUUGGGUGACCUUAGCGAACCCUGCGAGAAACAAAAUGUUUUCGGAAGUAGCUUCCGCUCCCUCACAAGUCCCCGACACGUCCUUUCGUCCGGUCCCGGUCUCUCCCGGCCACCGCUCCCACGCCCUGCCCAGCUCCGGCUCGAUGGCAAGGGGCGGCUCCUGGCGGUGGACUACAUUUCCCAGGAAGCCCCGCGGCCGAAGCGGCGCUCCGGCAACGAAGCCCUGCCCCGGGGAACGCUGGGAGUCGUAGUCCCUCGGCUCCAGUUCCUGCCACUCGGCAAUUUAAUUCUCUGCAACUGGGGCUGCGUGGAUGGAUCGCCCCGGGGUGGGAUUUGGGGCGCGGGACAUGUGGGUCCCUGCGGUGGCUGGGUGGGGGUGCAGAAGGGAGGUGUAGAAGGAAAGUGGAGGCGCCUGAAGGGGUGUGGCCUCAAUGGGAGCAGGGCGGGCCUCCAGGACUCCAGGUGCAGGAAGCGGCGGCGGCCACCUGGGCAGGGAGCGAACCGGGCUCUGGCAGGGAAGAUCCGACCCCGAUCCAGCUCUCCAGAAAUGACCUCUCUCCCGUCCUCACCCCCGCCCACCAUCCCCUUCCUUCUCGUUGUCUUCAUUGCCUCCACCCUCUUCCACCUCCAUGCCCGCCUUACCCAGAUCCCCAGACCCCUGCCCGCAAAGUACGAUACCCUGGGAGCCCAACCCACGGUACCCCAAAACACCCCUGGGGCUCACCCCACGGUACCCCAAAACACCCUUGGGGCCCACUCCAUCAGCACCGUGGCUCGCCGUGACCCCGGUGCCUGGACGGUCAAUACAAUCGGCCGCCUGGGGAACCAGAUGGGGGAGUACGCUACGCUGUACGCGCUGGCAAAGAUGAACGGCAGGGCAGCCUACAUCUCCCCCGAGAUGCACAGGACCCUGUCCCGGCUCUUCCGGAUCACUCUGCCCAUCCUCUCUGCCUCCGAGACCCGCCGCAUCCCGUGGCGGAACAUCCCCCUGCACGACUGGAUGUCGGACGACUACCGGACCAUCUCCAGCCCCUUCGUGCGGCUCACCGGCUACCCCUGCUCCUGGACCUUCUACCAUCACCUGCGGGCCGAGAUCGCCCGGGAAUUUUCCCUCCAUGACCACGUCCGGGAGGAAGCCCAAACGUUCCUGCGACGUGUGGGGCGGGAGCGGGCGGGAGAAGGGCGGAACCUCACAUUCAUCGGCGUCCACGUCCGCCGCGGGGACUACGUGCAUGUGAUGCCGCAGGUGUGGAAGGGCGUAGUGGCGGAUCGGGGCUACCUGGAGAAGGCGCUGGGCUACUUCCGCGACCGCUACCCCAACCCCUUGUUCGUGGUGACCAGCAACGGCAUGGCCUGGUGCCGGGAGAACAUCAACGCGUCACGGGGGGACGUCAUCUUUGCGGGGGAUGGAGCCGAGGGCUCCCCGGGCCGGGACUUUGCGCUUUUGACGCAGUGCAACCACACAGUCAUGACCAUUGGGACCUUCGGGAUCUGGGCCGGCUACCUGGCCGGUGGCGAGACUGUGUAUCUGGCAAAUUACACCCUCCCGGACUCCCCCUUCCUCAAGAUUUUCAAGCCCGAGGCAGCGUUCCUGCCCGAGUGGGUGGGGAUUCCUGCCGACUUGUCACCCCUGCUGCAUGGGUGACAGUGGGGGGCAACCAAGGACUCCAUCGCCCACCUCUCCCUCCCUUAUCCCCACCCGAGGCAGCCGGAAACUGAAUGCCACCUGACAAUAAAGGAGCCCGCAGGCCUCAUUCUA